ACUCCAAAGUCCAAACCCCCACCGAGCCACGCGACGAGCCGCGCCGCCAUGUGGCCACUCUCCUACCUGCCGCCGGCACCGGCGCAGCAGUUGCGAGCGCACCCCGGUCCCGGCUCCGGCCGCGGGCCCAGGCCGCAGCCGUGCGGGCUGCCGUUCCCCGACGCCCUCCGCACGGCUGCGGCUGCGGCCGCCGUCUCCCUUUCUCUCAUCUAUGGCAACGGCGUGGGCGCGGCCUUCGCGGCAUCAGCGGCGCAACCCACGGAGGUGUGCCGGAACGGGGGCGCGGAGAUGGUAGAGGAGGUGAGGGCCGAGGCGGUGACUAACGAGCAGCUCGUGGAGGAGGCGUGGGAGGUGGUCAACGAGAGCUUCCUCCCCGACGCCGCCAGCCGUCCGUGGUCGCCAGAGAUGUGGAUGCAAAGGAAGCAGGAUGUUCUCCAAGGCACAAUUAAAUCUCGUGCUAGAGCCCAUGAUAUCAUUCGCAAGAUGCUAGCGAGCCUCGGUGACCCUUACACUCGGUUUCUAUCUCCCUCCGAAUUCUCAAAGAUGUCAAAAUAUGACAUGACGGGAAUUGGAUUAAAUCUGCGGGAGAUUCCUGAUGAAAAUGGUUCUUUUAAGUUGAUGGUAUUAGGGCUGUUGUUAGAUGGGCCUGCUUACUCUGCUGGUGUUAGACAGGGUGAUGAGCUUUUAUCAGUCAACGGCAUUGAUGUAAAGGGUAAAUCUGCAUUUGAUGCUUCAUCCAUGCUGCAAGGUCCAAAGGAGACGUUCGUUACGAUUAAGGUUAAGCAUGGCGACUGUGGUCCUGUUGAGUCAAUGAAGGUGCAGAGGCAACUGGUUACUCGAACUCCAGUUUUCUAUCGUUUGGAGAAAAGAGAAAACAAUGAUUCAUCUGUUGGGUAUAUUCACAUUACAGAGUUCAAUGCAGUGGCCAAAAAAGAUUUGGUUAGUGCGCUAAAACGUCUACAGAAAUCAGGCGCCUCCUAUUUUGUUCUGGAUUUGAGGGACAAUCUUGGUGGACUAGUGCAAGCUGGAAUCGAGACAGCAAAGCUCUUUCUGAAUAAAGGAGACACGGUCAUUUAUACUGCUGGCCGGGAUCGCCUAGUCCAAAAGGCAAUUGUUGCUGAAAGUGGACCUAUGAUUGCUACUCCCCUCAUGUUGCUGGUGAAUAAUAGGACAGCAAGCGCCAGUGAAAUAGUUGCUUCAGCACUUCAUGACAAUUGCAAAGCUGUUCUUGUUGGCGAAAGGACUUUUGGCAAGGGCUUAAUCCAAUCUGUAUUUGAACUUCAUGAUGGUUCUGGUAUUGUCGUCACAGUUGGCAAAUACGUGACACCAAACCACAAGGAUAUCAAUGGGAAUGGAAUAGAACCGGAUUACAAUCGUCUUCCUGAUUUCAAUGAAGCCAAAGAUUUCCUUUCACGAUGCGGAAUUAAAGAAUUAAGCUGACAGACGUUUGUGGCAGAUUUCAAUGAAGCAUUAUAUUCUGAAGGUUCUCUCACGGGUCAGACGACCUAAUAUGAUAGAAUUGAUAUGGAACAGAGCUGAUGCUCCGCCUGACUACUACACGACCCUCUAUGUCGCGCGCCGCUGAUACCAUAAGCAGCGUAUCGGCGAGCGUCGACACAGCCUCUACAGUACAGGGCGAACAUGUUGCUGGUGGCCUCUGCUGCAUGGUGCAAGAAAUAGAGUACACGUGGCGCUCAUCUAAGGCAUCGCAAAUGGUUGAUUCCUAAUCCAACACAAUAUGUGAAUAGCUUGUGGUCUGUUCAAGGCACUUAGUCAAAAUAUACUUCUGACUAAAUCCUUUUUAAUUGUCGGUUUCACGUCCUGUCA
Molecule: messenger RNA, 1827 nt
Organism: Zea mays
Lineage: Eukaryota; Viridiplantae; Streptophyta; Magnoliopsida; Poales; Poaceae
Product: carboxyl-terminal-processing peptidase 1, chloroplastic
Exons: 13
Coding region: 49-1440 (463 amino acids)
Biological process (GO): proteolysis
Molecular function (GO): serine-type peptidase activity; protein binding; endopeptidase activity
Source: RefSeq, a predicted model, not a curated record